AUGAAAACCGAAUUAAAUAACCGAAGUAAUAUUCAAAAUAAUGGAAUAAAAAGAGUACCUUUAAAAAGAAUUCAAGUUAGGAGAAGUAUUAGAGAUAUAUUAACAAACGAUAACCCAUGUAUAUAUAUAUAUAAUUAUACAGGAAAAGAAAUAGAUGUAUUCCCUAAAACUGCUUUAGACUUAAAGGGAAAAGAUAUGAACAAUGCAGGUUUAUUUAUUGAUAAAAUAGAAUGUGAUAUUAAAAAUGAUAAUGAUGAAAAAUGUAAUGAAGAAAGUUCAGCAAAUUGUUUAACAAAUUUGAAAAGAAUGGAUAGUCAGGAAAAUAAAUUAUUAAAUGAGUUAAAUGAAUUAUUAAGUAAACAAGAUUUAACAGAUGAAAUGAAAAAUAAUAUUAAAUCUCUUUAUAUAGAAAUCCAAGAAAUUUAUUUAGAAGUAAAAACGGAUUUAAAAAAUAAUUAUCCUUCAGCACAAGAUAUAUUAAAAAUAUAUACUAAGGAUGAAGGUAGCGAUAAAGAUAAAGACUAUACAUGGCGAUGUCUUUGUUUUUAUAAAUUAUUAAAUGACCAACUAAGUGAUAUUCAUAUAUCUACUAUAACUUCAUAUAGAUUAGAAUAUUUAAAAACAAUAUAUAAAUGGUACACUAAAAAUAAACAACUUAUAUUUAAACCGAAGAUAAAAAAUCAAACUAUGCGGGAAAUGAGUUCCGCUGAAAACGACACCAAUAGCACCGUUGAGGGGAAGGAAGAAGAUGAAGGAGAAAAUGAUGAAGGAGAAAAAGAAGCAUCAGACGAAGGCGUAAAUAAUAAGAUGGAAAAAUGCGACGAAAUUGAUAGCCCAACUAAAACACUGAAUAAAGAAAUGGAUAAAAUUCGGGAAAAAGAUUUAUCAAGUUUAGAGCAAAAUAUGUUAAACUAUGAUGAAUCAAAUAAUGCUUUAGAAAAUUAUACAUUCCCAAAUUUUAUAUUAGAAAAUAAUGAAACUGAAGAGAGGGAGAAAAAAGAAAGUUAUGUAGACACAGAAGGGAUGGUACAUUUAUCAGAGAGAGAAGUGAAGUCAGGUCAUAAUGAAAUAAAAUCUGAUGAUGCAAUAAAUAAGAUAAAUAAUAAAAUAGAGACUAACCAAACUGAUAAAUUAUCAGAAGAUGGUGAAUUUUAUCAUUUAAAUUUAAAUAAUAUUAUAAUUGAGGAAGAUCAUUUUUCCAAUAAACCUAAAGAUAACGAUAAAAUAACUGAAUUAGAAGAUGAAAUUAAAAAACAAAAAUUAUUAAUAAAAAAUAAAGAGACAGAAAUAACGGACUCCCUUAUAGGAAUUAGAUUUAAAAACAUUUUUGGAAAAUUCGAAAAUUUAGAUUCGGUGACAAAGCAAUAA
Plasmodium vinckei vinckei is the source of this 1368-nucleotide messenger RNA. Its product is annotated as conserved Plasmodium protein, unknown function. The transcript has a single exon. The record is from RefSeq and is a predicted model, not a curated record. The coding region runs from base 1 to 1368 and encodes 455 amino acids. Lineage: Eukaryota; Apicomplexa; Aconoidasida; Haemosporida; Plasmodiidae.